CUAUGUGAAACAAGUUCAAAUAUACACCAGGCACAUUUCUGGGUAGGGUUAGUGUUGGCCUGUCACUCCUGCCAGAACUAUGUGGCGUAUUGCAGCUCUUCUGUGCUUUGGGUACGCCCUAGCACUGCCUCUGGAAAAGGAUUCAGAGACAAUUGAAGCCUACCCAGAAGAGAAUGCUGAAUAUUUCGAGGGGGACAUUGAACUGAGACCAGGCGAUGACCCCAGGGACCGAAAUGCCCAGAGGAAUAGAAAUUACAGAUGGCCGAACGGAGUGUUUCCCUACGUCAUUGACACCAACCACUUCUCUGCUUCUGAGCAGAGUACCAUCAAUCAAGCGAUGCAGACCUUGCACGACAAGACGAUGGUGAAUGGCAAACCCUGCAUCACAUUCAAAAAACGCACGAAUGAAGCUGCCUACAUUCAUUAUGUUGGUGGAUCUGGAUGUCACACACCAGUAGGAUAUCAUCAUGGACAGUCAGCUAUCACCCUUGGAGUUGGGUGUGGCAGAAUCGGCACCAUCAUGCACGAGACAAUGCACGCCAUGGGCUUCUGGCACGAGCAGAGUCGUCCCGACAGAGACAGCUACGUCACUAUUGAGUGGAGCAACAUCCAGCAAGGACGUGAGCACAACUUCGACAAGUACACCACCACACAGGUUGACACUCUUGGACUCCAGUACGACUACGAGUCCGUCAUGCACUACAACGCCUACAGCUUCGCCGUCGACCGCAGGAAGCCAACCAUUCUUGUCAAGCAGAAGGGAGCAGUCAUUGGACAGAGAACUCACCUGAGUCCUUUUGACAUCAAGGAGAUCCAGACGUACUAUGGUUGUUUGGCUCAACAUGGCUCCGUCUCGACGCCAGCUCCCGCUACAGUAUCACCAUCAAUUGCUGCUGAGACGUGCACCUUCAGUACCGGCUUCUGUGGCUGGACAAACCCUGGCGGUGACAAUACCAACUGGCUUCGUCAUCGUGGCGCAACACCUAGUGUUGGUACAGGACCCACUACCGAUCACUCCGGGUCAGCGUCAGGAUACUACGCCUACUUGGAAGCAUCUGGCCACUACCACCAGAAGGCUUAUCUCCUGUCCAAGACAUUGCCCGGGGGGGACUACUGUCUCAGCAUUUACUAUCACAUGUACGGACACGACAUGGGCAGUCUGAAGAUAGAAGCUAUCACUGGUGGUACCAGCAGACAUGUAAUCCAUUCCAUGUCUGGUGAUCAGGGCAACGUGUGGAAACACUACCUCCUCAAUAUUCACACCACGGGCAACUUCCAGCUUGAGAUUGAGGGCGACACCGGUGCCAGCUACAGAAGCGACAUCGCCGUGGACGAUCUGACCAUACACAACGGCCGGUGUGAUUCCCUUCAAACUGGCAAGAGAGACGUGAACGAUUUUGUAGAAAUUUAACUCUGUCGUAAAAUACCGAAAAAGAUGUAAAGUAUAUUCACAUAUGCA
Haliotis rufescens (red abalone) is the source of this 1459-nucleotide messenger RNA. RefSeq names its product zinc metalloproteinase nas-4-like. NCBI's taxonomy places the organism in Eukaryota, Metazoa, Mollusca, Gastropoda, Lepetellida, Haliotidae. The transcript is spliced from 12 exons. The record is from RefSeq and is a predicted model, not a curated record. Gene Ontology annotation, biological process: proteolysis. Bases 80 to 1411 code for a protein of 443 amino acids. Gene Ontology annotation, cellular component: membrane. Gene Ontology annotation, molecular function: metalloendopeptidase activity; zinc ion binding.